UAUAUGUUUUUCACAGAUCACUGAGUAUCCCUCGCCCAAAGGCUGAAACUCUUGCUAGGCAUUCUAUAUUGGGUCCAAAUGGGCUUCGUGGACAGUGGCAACCUCCUAGUAGUAAUUAUAAGGUACAAUAUCCAAGCAAUUUAGACUUGACUCCCUUUCAGGCCCCAAGCUGUCUUGAGCAGCCUUUUGGGACUACGAUGAGAAAGGAUGAUGACAACUUGGAGCGAGAAAGAUUCACUUUGGAAUCUGUAGUUCUGCCAGCAAAAGAAAAUCAAACGUUUCAGACUCAAGAAAUUGAUUCUCUGAUUUCUUUUGAAACUGUUGACAGCCUUCCUCAAGAAGAAAUUAUUAAACAACCUGAACCACCUCCUGUCCUAGCAGAUGUACAGGAUCUGAUCCCGAGAUCAACUCCAGAUCUGGUUUCUUUUGAAACUAUUGAUUGCCUUCCUCUUGAAGAAAUUAUUAGACAACCUGAACCACCUCCUGUCCUAGCAGAUGUACAGGAUCUGGUCCCGAGAUCAACUCCAGCUACCGAAAGAGAAUGUAUGAUGGAAAAGUCUUCCAGUGAUGGUUUAAAUUGCUCCGAAGAUCCGCUACAAUUGCACAUUUCUACACAACUGAUGGAAUGUUUCAUGAAGCUAGCCAAGUCAAACACAGAUAAAAAUCUUGAAACUUGUGGCGUUCUUGCAGGUUCCCUUGUGAGUAUCACUUAUUUCAAAACAUGCUUGAUAUUCAGUGUUAUUAUUGCUGUUGUG
Molecule: messenger RNA, 755 nt
Organism: Olea europaea var. sylvestris
Lineage: Eukaryota; Viridiplantae; Streptophyta; Magnoliopsida; Lamiales; Oleaceae
Product: AMSH-like ubiquitin thioesterase 1
Exons: 4
Biological process (GO): protein K63-linked deubiquitination; protein K48-linked deubiquitination
Cellular component (GO): endosome; membrane
Source: RefSeq, a predicted model, not a curated record